GUGGGCGUCAAGAGCACGAUGGGGGGAGACGAUGAAGGCAAUCACGCUUUCAUCGUGGUGGGGCUGCUAGUAUCGUGGAUCCUCAUGGGGCUGUCAUAUGCUGUUUUGCUGUUUUCCCGAUACCUCGUCUACAAACAGAGCAAGGCGAUUGCCCCUGUGCCGUUGCCGCCCAGCUCGACAGUAGCCACGUCCAGCCCACACACGACAGAAGAAACUCCUUUCGUUGACGAGCUCCGUCCGGGUCCCUCACCGACCUUGUCACUUGCCGUCUAAGUCUGGCCUCAUCAGUCAUUGUUGAGAUGCACAAAAGCAUGUGGGGGGGUUUUCGAUUUUGGAAGAAACGGCGCCUCUCUCCUCAACUUCAGCCCAGUGGUGUCCAUAUUUAGCCCAUCGUGCUCAUCGCGCGACCGGCAGCACAACUCUACAUGCUCCAAGACGACCGCAUCAUCGUCGCCUUUAUGGUCAUCUCGACCUUCUUCGGCUGCCUCGCCUUCCUCGUUGUGUGCGGCAUGCGCCUGCACAUGGUGUGUGCUAGCAAACAAGUCGUAGCCACCAACAAAACGGCCUUGCUGCAUCUGCCUCCCGCCGCCUUGUCGCCGUGGGAAUUGCGCCCGCCCUCGACCGCCAACAGUCAUGCUAUUGUAUGACAUGGACACCCCACAUAAUUUACUUGUCCACGUUUGCUUGCCAAGUUGAGGUUUGUGUUUGCAGCGAGGACUGCCUCGUUUUUGGGCAGGUUGGCAUAAGGAUAUAUUCGAGAAGUGCAGAUCGCGACCUUUAUAACAGAGCAGUUUUGAC
This is a messenger RNA of Aphanomyces invadans, 798 nucleotides long. RefSeq lists its product as hypothetical. Bases 19 to 273 code for a protein of 84 amino acids. NCBI's taxonomy places the organism in Eukaryota, Oomycota, Saprolegniomycetes, Saprolegniales, Verrucalvaceae. The record is from RefSeq and is a predicted model, not a curated record. The transcript has a single exon.